UCAAGGAACUUAAUUUGGCUAAUAUAAUAUUGAAAGUAAAAAGUGAAGAUAAACUUGCAGAAGGAAUAUUUUUAAAAUACCUAAUUCUAGAUUAUUCGGAGGAAGAAAUUAACAAAAAAGUAGAAGGAACAAUAGGAUUUUAUAAAAGAAUAAAAGAUAAAGAAGAGAUUAACUGA
Messenger RNA from Dentiscutata erythropus, 176 nucleotides. NCBI's taxonomy places the organism in Eukaryota, Fungi, Glomeromycota, Glomeromycetes, Diversisporales, Gigasporaceae. The record is from the annotation of a GenBank genome assembly.